AUGGCACGACUGCUGCAGCUCUCUUUUCUCUACAUCGUUUACAGCACCUCUUGGAUUUGCUGUAAAUGGUGCUUCAGUGCUGGCAAGCAGCAGCCACUCAGUCUGAUCAGAGAACGUGGAGGCCAGGGUACGCAAACCCUGGCCGUGCGCAACAUUACCCUCACGAAAGACAGCCGGGUCUUGUUGAGUAAGAUCACAGCAGCAGGAAAAAGACGCAAGUGGCGACAGGUGCAAAAGCUAUUUUCUACUUACAGUGGAAGCGACAUUCCUAUUCUGGCGGCAGUGAUGCACAUAUCGUUGAAGUGUCGUGAAUACGAAGAAGGCCGCCGUGUUUUCGAAAGAUUGUGCAAGGAAAACCUGGACAAGAACGGUCCAGUCUUCGCAGCAGCUUUGAAGAUUUAUGCAAGCCUUGGCGAAAGUGUACGAGUUCAAGAAAUUUGGGAAGAAGCCAUGGCGGCUUGUGAGAUCAAUGCUCCCUUAGCUUCGGCGCGUAUUGAUGCUGCAGCUGUGGAGGGAGAUUUUGACUCAGCUCUGGAAGUCUUGGAGCUACUGCACAACUGUGACACCGCAAUAGACAUCGUUCAUAUUACAUCUGCCCUCCGUGCAUGUCGGAGUGCCAAGGGGCAACGACAUGAAUCGGCAAAGGACCUGUUGCAACGGGCUUUCGACUUGAACCUACACCCCAAUGUCGUGACGUUUACAUCACUACUUGCAUGCUUCUCCGAUGCACCGCUCAGCGAAAUUCAGGCGGCAUAUGCGCAAAUGCAGGAACUCCGCAUCAAACCAAACAAAGUGUUUGCCGAGACCUAUGUCACUGUUGUCCUUGGAAGGAUACCUCAUGGUUCUUCAACUGUGGAGUCGAUCCAAAGCGAUGUUCUGCCUUCACAGCCACCGGCUCGGGUGCAGGCUGCAAAGGAUGCCUUGGAAGAUUUCAAAGCCGCCGGUGUUCAACUCACGGCCUUAACUAAAGUAGUCGAUUCAGCCUUACAAACCUGGGAGUACAAGACGCCCUGA
Molecule: messenger RNA, 1014 nt
Organism: Symbiodinium sp. CCMP2592
Lineage: Eukaryota; Dinophyceae; Suessiales; Symbiodiniaceae
Source: the annotation of a GenBank genome assembly